Messenger RNA from Lottia gigantea (owl limpet), 4455 nucleotides. RefSeq lists its product as hypothetical. Bases 178 to 3588 code for a protein of 1136 amino acids. The record is from RefSeq and is a predicted model, not a curated record. The transcript has 11 exons. NCBI's taxonomy places the organism in Eukaryota, Metazoa, Mollusca, Gastropoda, Lottiidae.
AUUACAUUGGCUUCAUUGAUUUCCAAAACCUCAGGAAUUAUUCAAAUGUAAAAAUUGUGAUAGAAGUAGGAGUUAGAUAACAAGUAACACACUGUGGUACUGACAGACUUCAGUGUGGAAUCUUGUGUGAUUACUACAAUUUCUUAUUAACAAAGAAGUGAAAGUUGAUAAUCAAAGAUGUCGUAUUAUGACCAAUGGUUUCUCACCAACCAACAGCCAGAUUCACCAGGAAAAAGAAAGCGAGAAGAUUUCUAUUCUGAUGGAGGAAAAUAUUCCUCAGAUUACACAGAGGCUGGUGGAUCAACUGGUAGAGGUGGUGGACCAGGUUCUUCUUACAGAGGUGGUGCUGGAGGAUCAGGAAGAGGUAGAGGUAAUCAAAGUGGUAACAGAGGAGAUCAUGGGAGGGGAGGCUAUGGACCUACCAAUUAUUCAGAUUAUCAGCAUGGAAGCACAUCUUGGCAGGGCUUUUCAAACAAUAAAUUUGUUUCGAAGAAACAACGAAUGUUGGAAGAAAUAGCUCAACUUGAAGAUGAUACUGAGGAACUGAUGUUACAAGAAAAGCUCAGAGCUUUGAGGGAGGAAAAGAAGAUGAGAGAAAUGGCCUUGAAUAAGCCAUAUUUAUCAGGAUCAUCAUUUAUGGGCCGAGGUGGAUUUGGAAGGGGCAGAGGAUUUGGUCCAGGAAUGCCACCAAGAGAUAACUUUGGUUGGGGUUAUGGAGCUGGACCUUCCCGAGGAAGAGGUGGACAAGGUUAUCAUUCUAGACGUGGUGAUGGACAUGUUAAUCGUGGAAGAGGUGGUCCAGGUCACAGAUACAGAAAAAUAGAUAAGAAAACAGAUAGAGAAUCUGAAGAGAAAAAAGAAAAGGAACUUGAAGAAAAUAAUCCUUACGAAUAUAAACUGGAACUUAAAGAAGAGGUUGACAUGAAAGGUCGGGAUCAACGAUUACUGACUCUGAUGAAGCUUAUUAAGUCGUUUGAUUAUAGGUCUUCACCAGCACAAACAUUGAGGCAUUGUAUACGAAAUAAUAACCUGAAUAUACAGGUGUAUUUUUAUAAAAACAAAUCAGUUCUUUUCCUGGAUAAACUAUUUAUAGCUAGAGGUACAGCCAGAAACCAAAAGUCUGACACUUAUACACAGGCCAUUGAUAAACUGAGAAAUUUAUCAUUGGAUGAAAUCAAAGCAGAUGCAGAAAAGGCAGGAGAGUACAAUGUUUAUCCGGAAAAAAGACAAUAUCCAGCUCAUUCCACAGAAGAAAUGAGAAAACUGACCACACCCAUAGAAAUAGCUGACUUUCCUUUCAGAAGACGACUGGAAUUGUUCUGUAUAGCAGUAAACCGUCAUGACCCCAACAUAAACUGUACCAAGUUGUACUGUACCAAGUAUGCUAUGAAUUUGAGAUCAGUAUAUACCUUUCAUCCAGAAGAAGCAGAUACCAGAAGACAACAUAUGAGAAUCUAUCUAUGUGAAAUGUUUGUAUGUGAGGCUAUAGGUUAUGAUAGAGGUAAAUGUGACAGGCAGUGCAUUAACAACUUCUAUGAGACCUUGAAGACCAAGACUAUAGAUGAACUUAUAGAAAAUGAUGGAAGAUACAGUAAAGAUGUUUUUCAACCUCCCACAUCAAUACAAUUUAAAGGUGUAGGACAGCAAGUAGAGGACAACCUAUGUAGAUUAGCUAGUUUAAGUUCUGGUACAUUAGAGGCAAUAGAGAAGAAUAAUGCUGAUGAUUUAGUUCUUAUAGAGAGAAAGAGCUAUGAUGGCUCUUGGAGUAAGAUUCUAGAAGAUAGUGCCUUAUACAAUCGACUAAAACUGACUUAUGUCUGGGAUUUAGUUCACCCUGGUGGAGAGCUUCCAGAAAUUGGUACAGAAAAGAAGAUGGAAUUUGAAGUAGAGAUGAUAAAGGAUGGAAGAAAAAGUGGAAAAAAAGGAAAGAGUUCUAAAAAGGCAGAUGUUGAAGAAGAUAGGGUGUUUGCCGAUACUAAUGAAAUAGAUGAUGUUGAGAGACAUAAAGAAGCUGUAGCUCAAAGAGCAAGAGAAUAUAGAGUUAUGAUGAUAAGUUGUAAAGUGUUCUUACAAGAUAAGUGUGUUGGUGAGGGAUAUAGUAUUUAUAGGCGAUGUGCUCAACAAGUAGCUGCUGCUAUAACUUAUAAAAAUCUCUUCAGUAAACACACUGCUAUAUAUGAUGAUGGUAAACAAGAAAAUCAAGAUUAUGAUUACGCUGAUAUUAUAAAGAGGGCUGAGGAAUUAUGCCAAGAGUUACCAAAACCACCAGCUUUUGAAGAUUUUGAUCAAUCACUAUCUAGUUCUGAUACAGCAGAUCUUACUGUUGAAAGACACGACAAUGAUAAUGAUGAUAAAUCUGAUGAAAAUGAUCAGUCAGAUGAUGAUGCAGACUAUAAACUGGAAAAUGAUGAACAGAAUAAAGAAAGUAACAAAGGAAACAACAAAACUAUAGAAUGUAAAACUUUAGGAAAAACAAUUUUUUUCCAUGACAAAGAAGAGGAAUUGUUACCAUGGAUCAGAGAAAUAGUUAAAAGAGAUUUAGAGAAGCUAGCUGCAUCAGAUGUUUUAUCGAAAGGAUAUGUAGUGUAUCGUGGAUACCCAGGACAUAUGAAUCGCUUCCUUCGGUUUUGUUCUAAGAAAUAUGGACUUGAUAUUAGGUCAAGAAUGGACAAAGGUAAAAAGUCUGGAAUGAUAUUAACUAAACCAAUACCACAAGCUAAAGAUAUGGUAGAAAAGUUGAUGGAGAUUCCUGAUAAAUGUUGUAAUGGCUAUACAUUGGAACAAAUACGCCAACCUGAUGGCAAUCUUGAGGUCUAUCAUAAACUUGUAAAACAAAGUUCAUUAAAACUACCCAAACAAAAACAAGGUGUGAAAGAAGAGUAUACUACAUCAGUUCAAUCAUUUAAACCAGUAUUAGAUAGUUAUCAGACUAGUAACAGUUCCAUUGAUACAACCAACAGUCAACCGGGUUUAUAUAGGACUGCUACUACGGCCAGUGCCUUCAACAGUAACCCAGCUGCUAACUCUCAACCACUUCUGUCUCUACAUCGAGGAUCAAAACAUGCACAAGUCAGAUCAUUCCAAAGAAAAUCUGAAAAGGCAGAUAGUCAAGAAGAUAAAUCAAAAACAGACAACCAGUGUUUUCCAAAUCAACGUGCCUUACAAGACAGUGUACUAGACUUUCAGUCUAAUCACAAUUUUUGUGAUAACCCUAUCCCACCAUACAGAAGGCAGCCACCGAGGUUAAAUCUCCACAGACACUCUGAAAGGAUGCCAAAGUUACCUUUCAGACGUUAUUCAUCCCCACCAGUUUAUGAAUCUUGUCAGCAAGAUUUUCCUGAUUAUUGUGAUGACAUCCAAUCUAAUUACCAAAGACGAUAUAGUGAUAAUGAAUCAUCAAGACAUCACAAUGGUUCUAUAAGAUAUAGUCCAUUACAGUCGAGAGGUCGCUCAGAUAAUAUUCUUAGACGUCAUUCCUUACGAGGAAGACAUGAAACAAGGCCAUCAUUCUCUUCAUUUGAAGCAAGACAUGAUUUUAAAUGUGAUCAAGACUAUUAUGAGACAUCACGAUGGAACUACAGAACAUGAUGUCUAAUCAUCAAUAACGAAUAUUUUUUAGUCUGUAUUGAUGGCCUAAUGUUGCUUUUCCUCUUUGAAGAUCAAAGACAAGAAUAUUUCACAUACUUUUUGAAAGGUAAAAAAAAGUUUAACCUUUAAUACUAACAGAGAAUUAUCAAAAAAGAGAAUCAAACUUUUUAUUUUCAGAAUCAAGUACUGUACCUUGAUUAAACUGAUAUUGCAUAAUUUUGUUAUUUAAACAACAUUCCAUAUAGUCUUUUAUACAAUAUUCCAUGAACAUUCCUUGAACUUUUAUUCAAUAAUUUGUUAUUACACAUGUUGAAUUUUGUUAUCUAAUUUAUUUUAAGUUAUGCUAGUUCACAGUCUAUGAACAUUAUAUUUAUAUAAAGUUCCAGAAUUAAAGUCACAGAAUAUUUCGGCUUUAUCUGGUUUAAUUUGAUGCUUUUCAUUUUGUACCAAAAGCCUAGUUUAUGAAUCAAGAAAUCAAAACUUGUUUUUUUUUUUUAAUUGUGAAAAUUCUAUAGGCCUACAUGGGUUGUCAACCUUUUUCUCUCUAUACUAUUACUGCUUUCAGGAUUCUUGAUCAAUUGCAUAACCCCCUUCCUCCUUUAAAUCCUUACUAUUUCUCGGUUUUCUCUUAGAUCUAUUUAGCCUGACCGAAUAAGGCGACUUAAAUUAUAAUUGUCAAAAGAUUUAUGCUACACUACUUCAUUACUCCCCCAAAAAAUCAAUAUUACCCCCAGGUUGAGAACCCCUGCUUUAACAACUCGAGUUCCAGUCAAAACUAUUGUUGCCGUGUUAGCUCAGUUAUGCAAUUAUUAUUUGAUUUUGUUUUGUUUUGGUUGUUGGUAUAAAUAAAUUGUUCUAUAAUGUUUG